ACCAGAUGGAGGGGUAGGAUUUAAUAAGCUUUGCUUCUUCCUACUCCUUUUGGACAUGUGGAACUGGGAACUGAUUAUGUGAUGCACUCAAUCGCAUGUUCAAAUGAAAUAAAACCAUUACCAUAUCAUACGACAAGAAGUAAAAAGUAAUAUUAACCUUUCGCUCUCGUCCCAGCUGCCCUCCAGUAUAGUCGGCAGGCUGGGGACGCUGGAAUGACUGGCGUGGAGACCCUGCGCCGUCCUCCUGGACACAAUCCACACCAGCUUUUUGUUGUCAGGCUUGAGGCAUCGACUGGAGCUGUACUCGUUCACGCACUUGGACACGAGUUGCUGCCAGUAGAGCAGCUCGCUGUCGCUGAUCUGUGAAGGAGACGCGUACAGGAUAGGGUAACGUAUGAAAGGUUAUCCAGUGGGCUACUUUGUGGUCGUCUACCACAACGCAGAACAGCACUGCAUUGUACAUGAGAGGAAAAACACCCGAAAAAAAACACCUUUGUGUGUCUUUGCAGUUGCUGCACAAUCUUGGUGGCGUGGAAGGAUUCCAGGGUGUCAAACGCGUGAGCAAUGAGGGCGAGCGCCAGCACAGAUGACUGCGGAGGAGAAGAGGCGACACGUUGGCGAGAGCGUGUGACGUCAUUGCCGCUCUAUUAUGAAGCUGCCACCUGCCGCCUUACUUUCGCCUUGGAGAAAACAAGCCGACACAAGCAGGCUUUCAGCUGAGCUUCCAGCCUCCCGAUGCUUGGGAUCUCCACCCUUGGAAUAGAAAAAGGGAAUCCCACUGUAAUCCACCCACACAAACCAAUGGAGCGAGCGCUUACCCCUCAGCGUACACGCAGGCCAAGGCCGAGUGGUAGAGGUGCAGGAAGUUGAAGGCCGUCACCGCCGUGCCAGGCUCCCCGCUCAGCUUCUCCGAGAUGAUCUUCUCCAUGCGGUGUAGGUCUGACACGGUGAACUUGCUCUGGCUGAUGCGAAUGAGCUCGCAGAUAGGUGCCACAUUGCUCUCCUCCUCCGUCACGGUGGCUGCCAAGUGGAGGCAGCAGACGGCGAUGCAGGGCACGUGUUUGGGCUGAGCCUGACAGCAACAAGUAAGUCAUCGUCUCGUGACUGAAAGCUUAACCAGGUCAGUAGGACAUUUUCAUGUCAUCAAACGGCAGAAGACACAGAUUUGGAACAGUGUAUUGUUAUUUUAAGACGUGCAGCGAAGCCUAUUUUUUUACAAAGUGGUGGGUGUUUGGGUUGGCCAUCAUCUCGAGCAUCAAGGGGAACCAGGACGAACAUUCCGAUUCUCCUGAGAUCGUUCAAAAUGCUUUUAUUCCGAUUCCUAGUUUCCAUGCCCACUUUGCCUAUCGAAAGAAAUGGCCGCCAACACCAUCGAAGAAGAAGUCGGCGAGCACCAACAUUCGCAACACAAUCAUACCAUGCGGAGGAGGACGCAUGAUUAACAUGAUUCAUGUUCACGCAUUCAUGGUGUUGAAAUAACACAGUACCUCGUCUUUGAUGCGCUACGUCGGACUUCCUCAUCCAGCAAUAAACGGCGUCUGUCUCACGCCAAUGUAAUCGAGAGUUUCAGCAAGCUAGCUGAUGUGGAAGUCGGAUCGAAAUGAAGGACGGGAGCGACGACCAGGCAAGUUUAGCAACAGUUCAGACAACUCUGGUUAGCGCCCUCAUUUAAACCAUGCAAACUUGAAUGAUGCUUUAGAAGCAGUGGAAUCGAGAAUCGUUAGGAAUCAGUCCGAAAAAAAAUAAAAAAUAAAAAAUAAAAAAUAAAAAAUAAAAAAUAAAAAAUAAAAAAUAAAAAAUAAAAAAUAAAAAAUAAAAAAUAAAAAAUAAAAAAUAAACAUUCAUUCAUUCAUUCAUUUUCUACCGCUUUUUCCUCACGAGGGUCGCGGGGGGUGCUGUUAAAAAUUAAAAAUUAAAAAUUACAAUAAAAAAGGAAUCAGUUCGAAACGAGGAAUCGUUCAAAUAUAUAUAUGGUGCUCAUAAACAGGCAUUAUAUGUGUCCCUAACACAUAAUUUCAGAAGGUCAUUAAAAAUCCACAUUUACUUAAUAAUUGACAAUGUCCCAUGUCGUUAAAGUAUACUUUCAGCAGACCUUUCAUUAGGAACACCUCAUCCAUUACAACUGUCAAACUUUAUUUUGAGUAUCACUGUAAAAUUGCUCAUUUAGCAAAAUGUCUCUCGUGUAAAUAGGUAAGAAUGUUAAAAAAUGGGCAAAUGUGUCAAGGUGGCAACAGAUUGACCCCGGAAGGGAUUAUUUCUAUUUGACCGGUGUCCCUGAUGCUGUAUAUUAGACAGAGUGAGCAUCUUACCUUCACAAUGGUCAAAAAUCGAUCCAGCAGAUUGACGGCUUGUACAAAAGUGUGGGUACUGUAGCCAAAAAAGCUGGUCAGACCCCACACCUCCUCCACUCGGGCGUCUCUGCAUUUGGCCGACACGCCGCUCACGUUCUGAAUAUUUUUCAGGGAGACAUCAGCGGAUAAAAUCCAAAUAGUGUGCAACAAAAAAAGUGGGUCAGUGUGUUACCUCAGUGGACUCCAUCAUAUUCAGACCAGACUUCCUGGGGAGAAAGUUGUCCUCCAGGGCGCAGCAACACUUCAGCUCCCUCACAAGUGACCUGUCCAGUCCUCCAGUUCUCCAUCCUGGAGAAAAACAUCUUUAACAUGUCAUUCUUUAGGAUUCCUACACUGAGGUCAAUGCAAAAAUCUUAAAUGUGUAGGAACGGUGGAGCAGCUCCUAGAUGUCUGCUAGCUAAGCCACACCUGCUUGCUGGGUGUCACGUAUCACUGGACACACCCCCGAACACAAUCAAAACACAUAUUUUACAUUAUAGUAUAACACAUUUGUGUUACUGCUCAUCACUGAAUUACAACAAACACAAUACUCGUUUGUAGUUGCAGUUAGUGGUAACAGAAAGUAAUGUGUUUGCUAAGUUUCAGCUUUUGAAAACGCCGACCUACAGCAUAACGUUAUGGACUUAAAACAUCGAACGACGACACGAACUUCCACUCAGGACACUUCUGGCCUGAAAUUCAACAGUCUGACACUGGAUGAAUUGAAUGAGGAGCUGGAGAGGCGCACCAAGGAAACCCAGCUACUUCUGGAAGAAGUGGAAAAUGCAACCAAAUUUACCUUGGAGAGGUUUGGCAGCACAGGAGGACACACUUGUAUAACUCACUCCACAUCUUGUGAUUCAGCCCAGCAGAGAGAUGCCACCUCCACCAGGGAUGUCAUGUCUAACCUCAGAGUGACUGACUCAAGGGGGUACAUCGAUCAGAUGGAAAAGCUGCUACACCUGCUGGAGGAGGUGCAAGUCAUCAAAAGGUCAGGUGACCAGAAGCUGCAGGAAGGGCAGCUGAACAAGAAAGUGGAGGCAUUGGAGGUGAACAUAAAGGAGUUCUGCCAGGAGUUCUUAUCCUGCAAGAUAACUGCUACUGGUCCCAAAGAGGCUGUCCCGACUGUGACUGACGAUUAUCUUAAUGACGUUUUGCCUCGCCCAGACCCUAGCUCCAGUGAGCCCCAGCAGCCUGUGGAACAUGUGAAGAGCGAGUGCAGGCAGACUGAGAGAAGAAUGGCGCAGUUAAUUGCCAGCGUUGGCCAGGAGGCGGCGAUGUUGAACCAUAAACUGAGCUCCUCCAAAGACAGCGGUGCUCGCAUCAGCACCAAACUGGAACUUUUAAGGAGAUUGCUGCGGCAGCAUGAGGUCCUGCUUGGGCCACUGGAGGAGGUGCAGACUCCAGGAGGAGAGCAGGAUGUGACCAAGGAGGAGAAAAAGCAGCAUCAGACACAGUGUGGGAGCAUCCUUGCUGAAAACGAGACCCUGAGGCUAAAACUAGUCGACAAAGAGAAACUGGUGGAGCUUCUCAGGUCUCAACUGGACCGCAGCAACCAGACCAUCGCCCAGCACAGUUGCACCAUGGCGGGCCUCCACCAGGAGAACAUCCUCCUGAGCGAACAGCUGAAGCAGCACAAGCAAGAGAUGCAGCAGCUCAAAACCCACCUGGCUGCUGCAGAGUCUCAGCAGGUUGAGACGGAGAACCUGGAGAAGCAGCAGCUCAUCACCCAGCUGGAGGUGCAGCACAGGCACAUCGCCGUGGCUGAGGAGCACAAAGCGCUACAACAGCUCCACAGCUGCACCAACGAGGAGCACAGGGGAGUCGUGCUGAGGCUCCAGGGCCGGCUGAAGAGUGCCCAGACUGAGCUGGACCGGGUCAGGAGCACCCCGAGGACCCUGGAAGGCAAUGGAGCAGCCAUGGACAUGCAGAAGGGCUUCACAGCCAGGAGACAGCAGACAGACACUCUGAAGGCCAGAGUCCAACAUCGAGAGGAGGCGGUGAAGAAACUGGACCAGGAGAGAUCCUACCAAAACGUGGAGAACCAGCAUCAGGUCCCGGAGCUGGCAUUCGUCAAGGAGGAGAAGAGGCAACUUGCCCACGAGCUGGACGCCGUUCGCUCAAAAGACAAACUUUUACGGGAGAGAAUCUGCGAGCUGGAGGCCAUCCUUCACAAGAUGACCGAGAGCUUUGCCAACUGUCAAGACUUCAUGCAGCUGAAGGAGCAGGAGUUCUUCCGCCUGAAACUCGAGCAUCUCCUGGACUUGAAGGAGUUCCAAGGUCAAAACGUAACUCCACCUGGACUGGACUCUCUGACCUUGCCUGCACUCAGCGAUCUUCAGCUCUCCAUGCAGGACGCCUGCAACCGCCAGAUGAAGGCAACAGAGCGGCAGGAGAGCCCCGCCCGGGCCCGGCAAGGAGGACCACCCAGCGACAACGCCGCCACCCCCAAGAGGAGGUCCGCACCGGCCAGAGCGAACAGGCCCGCAUUCAGCAGCAUUGAGCAGGUGGAAACCGUCAAAGCAGCUCGCAGACGGAAAACGUGCGGCAGCGAGACCCAUUUCCCUAAGAAGAUGGCCGAGUUGGACGCGGCAAGAGACAGUCAUGUACGGUCACCUUUGGCGAGCGCAGCAAAGAACGCUUUUUUCCCCACGCGACGACUCUUAUCGGGCCGCAGGUCACCUGUGCACGCUCUUCUGACCUCUGACCCUGCACACAGCUGGCAGACACAACAGCAGCGGUCCUGAAGAUGGCACAAUGCCGGACCUCCUCCUCCUCCGCCCCCUGCCCCAUGGCCUCCUACAUCUCCCGUCCUCUAGCACAAUGAGACACCACCACGACGACAACGUCUUCUUCUGGUUGACUCCAGCAGCUAAUGGUCAUCUUCUCCUCACUGCCGGCAAUCACGCCCCUGGCUUCUCGUUUAAAUAAAAGCCCCGCCCCGAAAUCAGUCGAUCAAAUUCGACACGGAGCCCACCGACUUCAGACCAAUCAGCGCGCAGCGGGGCCGGUCUCGAGACGGUGGUCCGCUCGAGCCCCGGCCAAUGGGAGGACGAGCUUGACGCAAGGGAGGGGAGCGGGGGGCGUGACGUCAACGGCUCUUGGCCAUUUGAAAGGCUCAUUAUUCACGCGCACGCG
Messenger RNA from Doryrhamphus excisus (bluestripe pipefish), 5468 nucleotides. The record is from RefSeq and is a predicted model, not a curated record. NCBI's taxonomy places the organism in Eukaryota, Metazoa, Chordata, Actinopteri, Syngnathiformes, Syngnathidae.